Molecule: messenger RNA, 2054 nt
Organism: Salmo salar (Atlantic salmon)
Lineage: Eukaryota; Metazoa; Chordata; Actinopteri; Salmoniformes; Salmonidae
Source: RefSeq, a predicted model, not a curated record
GGCUCGUCCGCUGUUUCUAGACGCGUCUAUCAGGGCGUCACAGGAGCUGCAGAAAGUUCUGGCACAGUCCGCCAUAUUUAAAGGACCGGCCGUCUUCCCGGACAGCACUGUUCAAGCACGACGUUCACUGGGACUUACGAGGAAGUUACUACAGAUCCGACCACGGAGAUGGUUAAAGAGACCGGUUUCUAUGACACUUUAGGUGUGAACCCUAAAGCCACACCGGACGAGAUUAAAAAAGCGUACAGAAAACUGGCACUGAAAUACCAUCCGGACAAGAACCCGAAUGAAGGAGAGAAGUUCAAGCUGAUAUCUCAGGCCUAUGAGGUUCUGUCGGAGCCUAAGAAGAGGGACCUGUAUGACCAGGGUGGAGAGCAGGCUAUCAAGGAUGGCGGCAUGGGAGGAGGCGGUUCUCCUAUGGACAUAUUCAACAUGUUCUUUGGAGGCGGAGGAAGAAUGCCUCAGAAGGAUAGGAGAGGUAAAAACGUGGUCCAUCAGCUCACUGUGACCCUGGAGGAGAUGUACAAUGGAACCAAGAGGAAAUUGGCCCUGCAGAAAAACGUCAUCUGUGGAAAAUGUGAAGGUUACGGCGGUAAGAAGGGUGCCUUGCAGACGUGUGGGUCAUGUAAAGGCAGAGGAGUGGAGAUCAAGGUGCAGCAGAUCGGUCCAGGAAUGAUCCAGCAGAUUCAGACCAUGUGCGCAGAGUGCCAGGGAGAGGGCGAACGCUUCAACUCUAAAGACCGAUGCAAGACCUGCAACGGACACAAAGUUGAACGCAAGAAGAAGAUUCUAGAGGUUCACGUUGACAAAGGUAUGAAGGGGGGUCAGAAGAUACCAUUCCACGGUGAGGGCGACCAGGAGCCCGGUCUAGAACCAGGUGACGUGGUGAUCAUCCUGGACCAGCAGGACCACCCAGUGUACCAGAGGCAGGACGAUGACCUGCACAUGAAGAUGAACAUCAAACUGGUUGAGGCCCUCUGUGGCUUCAAGAAGACCGUCCGUACGCUAGAUGGAAGGGAGCUCGUCAUCACCUCUCCACCAGGUAAAGUAGUGAAGGCCAACGAUGUGAGGUGUGUCUAUAAUGAAGGUAUGCCCAUCCACAAAGACCCAUACGACAGAGGACAGCUCAUCAUUCAAUUCCAGGUGGAGUUCCCAGAUAAACACUGGCUGCCAGAGCACCUCCUCCCCCAACUGGAGGCCCUCCUCCCUCCAAGAGACGAGCAGCUGAUCUCAGACGACAUGGAGGAGGUAGACCUGAAGGAAAUGGAUCACAGCUCCUCUCAACAGAGGGGCGCCAGCAGCGGAGGAGGGAAGCCAAGCUUUGACGAUAUUGACGACGAUGAGGGGGGAGGCCAGGGCGUGCAGUGCCAGCAGCAGUAGAAUAGAGAAACUCAUGCUGCACUGAAUGUUUAGUUUGUUCAAUUCAUCUUUUUUUUUUUUAGAUUCUAUGUAUACAAGUCACGUCAAACUCCAGGUCCUGAAAAACUGGGUUUGACAAAAAGCCUUAUUCAUUAGAGUUCAAAGUCCACUGUUAUCAAGCGCUGCACUGAAAUGCCUACUUUCACAUUAAUGUCAUGUUGCAGUACAUCCAAACCAUAUCAGCAGCUGUUUUCUUCCAGAUACUAUUCAACACGUCUGUUGUUUACCUUUUUAUAAUGAGGUUAGUUCACCUAUGUUAAGGUUUAGGUAAAGGAAAAUAUGUUUUCCCCGACAUGACCACUAGGUGGAGCUGUAGACCUACUCCAUCUUGUCACAACUGGUAGUGUGAUGGUCUGUUUACAUUUCUAUCAUAACAUAACACCUGCACUGUUUUUUUUUUCUCCAUGUGUAAGUUGUGUGUGUAUUGUUUUAUUUCAUAUGGAUCUGUUCAUGAGAGAUAUACACUAGGAGGCACAGAAAACAGACUUGUUGCAUUUCAAUGAUUGACUUAGGUCCAUAACUCACCGGAGGAACCUGUAUGCUUUCUAUGAAGGUAAUGUUACUUUCUCAUCACAGGCGUUUCACCCGCUCUUGAAAUGGAUUGAUUCUUUCACAAAUAAAACCUCUCAAGAAUG